This is a messenger RNA of Salpingoeca rosetta, 1767 nucleotides long. RefSeq lists its product as uncharacterized. Gene Ontology annotation, molecular function: protein binding. The transcript has 16 exons. The record is from RefSeq and is a predicted model, not a curated record. The coding region runs from base 42 to 1736 and encodes 564 amino acids. Lineage: Eukaryota; Choanoflagellata; Craspedida; Salpingoecidae.
GCAUAAACUGCGUUUGGAACUGCACAACAGCAACAGCGGAGAUGAGCGGCAGUGUGGGAGCAUCGGAUGACAAGCGAGGAUCCACAAAGGGCGGCUCCUUGUUGCUGGCCGAGAUUGACCAGCACCGCUUGUUUGGUCGCUACGCAUCGUUGCGGGCCGCAUCCCACACGCUGCCAUCCUCCAGCGUGGCCCAGGCCCAAUCGUUGCGGAACUUGAUUCUCGGUGAAUGUGAGCUGGAGCAAUAUGUCUUGCAAGAACAAGAGCAGGCGGCCCUUCGCAGCGCAAUAGCCCAAAGUGGCAGUCCAGACCAAGACCAAGCAUCUUCGUCGCAUGUCCACUUGCUCGUCCAAGAUGAGAGCACACCAGAUGGACAGCGACGGUCGGUGUCGCGCAAGCACAGCCGAAGCAGCAGCAUGAGCGGGAGUGGCAGUGCCAGCAGUGCAAAGGAGAAGCACUGCCUGCAGGUCGCUGGCCGCUACUUUAAGGACGUCAUCGCCACCAACAAGAACGAAAACGACCUGCUUGCGCGGUCCUCCCGCGCCCUUGAAAACGCGGACAUAUUCGUCCGUCUGUACGAUUGCAUCAUGCUCCUCCUCAACAUCUGCGGCCUCCACGACCAAGCUGUCGAGGUGCUUGAGCGGGCAAUUGCGGCGACGUACGGUGCAGACAACUUCCACCUGUGGAUGCUCCUCGGCGCUGAACUCGAGCGGACCGACCGCCACAAGCAUGCAAUUGCAGUCUAUCACCAGUGUGCACUUGAUCACACCACCACGCACCCGGCGCGCGUGUGUGAAGCCCUGACCGCCGCUGCAAAGGCGUCGCUCUUCCUCGGAACGCAGCGCGCAUCACAGGAUGCAAUCCAGGCUGAUCUCCGCAAAGCGCGCACCGCCUCGACAACACAACAACAGCGACACGCAACAGACCAGCUGGCGGCGGCAACGCAUCUGCUUGAGUACCGAUCACUGCACGACGCUGCGCAGCAGGCAGCCGCCCUCAAGGCAGCAAAGACCGCGCUCUCAUCGAUUGAUGACGACCUCAAGACGGCGGAUGACAUGUACUUGGAGGCGCUGACACUCGCACACGCGCGCGCCACCGACGAUGCAGUGGGGGCGGUGUGGUCGUGUCUAUCCCUCUGCCCAACACACCGCCAGGGCCUGCAGCUCUUUGCCCUCCUUCUCACCGCCAAGCGAAACUUGGAUGAGGCCCUCUCCGUAUGCCACCAGACACUCGAGCUCUUCCCAACAGAUGUCGUCAGUAUGCGCAUCGCUGGACACACAACCCACGCCCUCGAGGGCCCGCGGGGAGCACUGUCUGCUUACAAGACAUUCUUCGCCUCAAUGAACACAAUGAUGCGCGAUGCGAUGAAGGCUGGGCGCCCGUUCCAACCGCUUGGUCCCUCCUCCAUUGGUGCAGACACCCUCACAGGGCGCGUGCGUGAUGCCAUUGAGCAUCUUGAACAAGCGCUCACCUUUGACGAACACGAUGUCACCUCCCUUGUUGAACUCGGCAUGUGUCAGCACAGCCUGGGAGAGGCGGACAUGGCCGAGAACAGACUGCAGCAUGCACUUCGCAUCGACCCAACACACGCAGAGGCACACCGAGCGCUGGCGACGUUGCUUCAGGAGCGUGGAGCAACAGAUGACGCUGUGCAGUGCAUGUUGCAUGCAUUGCAACUCGGCGCACACCAGCCCAUCCUCCCAUACCACACGCUCACAUGCUGUCCAUUCCUCACGUGAGCCAUGCGUGUGCGUGUGCGUGUGUGUGUGU